AGGUAAGAAUAUCUCUCAGAGAGGGGUUCUUUCAAAGCAACUUCCCGUUUGAUACUGUGCCGGUAUGUGGAAUUUAAUCAUUCCUGAGCUCUCGUUGAGCUAUCAAUAUUUUACUUGCCGAUGGACAUUAAAACUCUCACCAAUAAUAGCAUCUGUCCUGGAUUAGCAAACAAUAUCUUAAACAUCUUAAUGCCAAUUCGAGCUAUACAUCAUUGGAAACCCAGUUGAGCCUAGCAGAGUUAGGAGGUACCGGUAUUUUGGCAGUUUGGAUAGUAAAUUUCCAAACACAGCAGUAUUUGGCAUAUUGACAGAAUUUAGGCCUACAGUUCAAGCGGUGGCCUGAAACUAGGCUGCUCUGCACUGCGCAUUUCCACGUCCAUAUUCGUUGGGAGAUAUCAACUGAGCAUGUCCAGGGGUGCGGCAAUAUGUUAGACACACCUACUCUUUCCCACUAUCAUUGCACCAAUAGUAUUACUCUAUGGGACAGGUAGACACCUCAGAGGCAGGCUUCGGGAGUGAUCUGCAAGCAAGGGGUGACAGUUGUACGGUACACUAAUCUCUUCUUAUGGGUUCUUUUAGGAGGUGCACAUUGGCUGUCUGCUGUAGGCAACUGAUCGCUGCUGGUUUAUCAGCGGGGUCUUCUAUCGCCCGGGGAGUUUGUGUAUAUGCUACCACCGCCUUCUCAGACCUCGUUCUCUCCCCUUCAGUUGGAGAUUCUGCAGAUAGUGCUGUUCUUCAAACCGGCUUGUCCUACGAACACAAAUUAUCAUUUCUCUUCCUUUUUGCGACGACCAAUUUAUCCCGUUCGGGUUUUUUCACUACGAGGAGCCUUGUUUCUGACCUUCGGGUGCAUUCCGGGUCUACCACUCCCACAAGGUAAUUCUCUGACCUUUCCUUCUAAUAUAGAGUCCUCAGAGUCUAGGGUGUGAUUAACAGGUGGAUAUUAUAGCUAUCCUUACAGACAGCUGCUGAGGGAAGGGAGCCUUGAUCUCAUAAGCACUCAACAAACCGGCUGUAGAGAUGGGUUCCACAAACAAAAUGUUUGCCCCAAUUGCCUCCUGAGUAGUUUCCUGGGUUUUACUGACAAUCGAGCUGUAGCGGUGUUUGCCGGUUCUUUGCGAGCAAUGGGGAAUGCCGCUUUGGAAGUGGUUGCAAGUUCUCCCACAAUACCGAUUCCUCUUCCACCCCGGCCAAAGCAAAGCUCCCUUGCCAUUUCUUCCAAACGCAUGGCCGAUGUAGGUUCGGCGAUGAAUGCAGAUAUUCUCAUGACCCCAAUCUCCCGAAAACCCUCGAAGAUCCAUCCAGUGCGGAGUCUCUUUAUCGUGGAUGGAGCCAAUUGUUAGGGAGAAGAAACAACUAUGGGCCCGUGCAGGGACCGCCUCCUGAUCUGAUGAGCGAUCAAAUGGAGAAGUUUCUUUUGGAUGCGCUACAAAUUCUCGAAAUUGGGACUACUGGAACCAUCCAGCAAUUGAUUAGAGACCUCGGCUCUGAGCGCGGGCUUCGCCGAAUAGCUCAAAUCGUUGAGACCACUUUCGCACCCGGCUAUUCGAUCCAAAGGCUCUCCUUUAAGAAACAUGCCAUACCAUUCUUGAAGGUUAUGGCCCAUGAAUCAAUGAGGAAUUCGUUAACCCUUGAGAGAGAAGUGGGGACUAUUUUUAACUUCUUGUAUGGCUACAAUGGGCAGAGGGGCACCGGGUUUUUUCGACAGGUUGCAGAUAAUCUGCUAGGGUUAUCGGGAACUGAGGACAAAGAGGGCUUCGAACGAGCUUUUUCUGCCGCAACCUCGACGCUGUUUAGUACUCUGAAUACGAAUCAUGGUGCAUCAGUUCAGGAAGCGUUCAAACCGAUCGUUGACACCCUGAGUGCAUGUGCCACGGAGGACGGUUCUGACGGUGUGUUUAAUUAUGCAUUUCGUGUUUCUCAAGGCGAGCUUGGUCGGAUCAAGGCUCUUCUCAAUAUGGGCGAUGCAAUCCCGCGAGCGAGGGGCAUAGUGCCAUUGCGAUUCGCAAAGGACCCUAAGUUGCAGUAUCAGAUGCAGGUAGACUUUCCAGGUGAAUUCUCACGCGAGGGCCCAAGGCACGAUAACGACCACUCAGAUAUCUCCAAAAUUCGGAUUCUACCAUCAACGGAAGAGAUACUAUCUCACCGGAACGAAUUUCUUCCCCAAAGGUCACUGGAUAGUCCUCAUCACCUGGAAGGUAUUUCACGGGUGUUAGAUUUUCAAUUCCGAUUGCUCAGGGAAGAUACCUGCGGCCAACUCCGGGAAGCUGCGCGAGUGGUCCACGAUGAUUGGCAAGAGCUUAUGGAGACGGGGGGGGGAAAGGGAAAGAAGGAUAAGGGGCGUAAAUCCGGAAUUCAGACAUUAAUUUACAAGAAUGCACGAAUUGAAGAAGUAGAAUUCAGCACAAAGGAAGGACUCGUUCUCACAAUGACUUUCGACCAACCAAGCCGAGUGAAAAAACUCUCGGACGCAGCUCGCCUUGAAUGGUGGAGAAGGGCAAAAUACGUAGCUAUUGGCUCCCUCCUUUGUCUAAUGGAUAGUUCGAAGAGGAGCACCUUCUUGUUAGUUUGUCAGAGAGAAGUAAAGAAAGCAAAGCCGGAGCAAGUUCUCAGCACGGGACGCGACGAGACUGUUUGGGAUCUCGCUUCCAAUCCCGAAAGGUGUAUGGUUAAGUUUCGUUUUGCCGAGUCGAUCUCACAAGACGAUAUCGCCAAUAUACUCAAUUCAGUCACAGGAUUCGGGAAUACUGAUACCACCAGGGCCCUGGUUGAGUUUCCGGGAUUACUUUUCGCUUCCUUUGAUCCGGUUCUAAAAACCUUGCAGCAGCUAUCGAAGAGCUCAAACCUCCCACUCCAAAAAUGGCUCGCCCCGUCACCCAAUUAUUAUUACCCUCCCGACACCAAGUCUGAGCACACACUUGUGCCGCCUCCUCUAUAUAUGACGAAGCCUGGAACGGAAUUAGAUUUGAGUUGCAUUGCCGGAGGAUAUCCGUUGAAGUACUCGAUAAAUCGCCCAUUCAAAGUGGAAGAAUUAAAAGCCCGUACAACCCUCGACAAGGGCCAAUGUCAGGCAAUGAUUGCCAGUUUGAGCCAAGAGCUGUCGCUGAUCCAAGGGCCGCCGGGGACUGGGAAGUCACAUCUUGGGGUGCAGAUUGUUAAGGUUUUGUUAGCCAACCGAUCAAGGACUGGGAUUGGUCCCAUCAUAUGUGUGUAUGUUCGCCUUUUCCGUCUACACCCUCGGCGAUCAUUGGUAGAACUGAAAUCUGACUCUGGCAACCAUUAGUUGCUAUACGAACCAUGCUCUUGAUCAGUUUUUGAAGCAUCUUCUUGACGAAGGGGUAACGAAUAUUGUUCGCAUCGGAUCCCGCACCAAGCUCGAGGAAAUAGAAUCUCUUUCAUUACAAACUGUCUGUCAGAGAUCUCAAGAACCUACGGUAAUCGAAAGACGUGAGAUUGGGAAAACCUUCAAUCACUUGCAAGUCAUUGGCGCGGAGAUGGGCGAUGUUUGCGUUCAGUUGCUUAGCCCAAAUCAUCCGGGCUCUUUGAAAAGGUAUCUUGAGGAUCAUCAGCCCACUACCUACGAAAUAUUGUUCGGCGAUGAGCAGGAAGAUGAGGAUGGAUUCACAACCGUCAGAAGAGACAUCCGAGGUGGGGAUCGUGCGGUCAUUGAAAAUUGGAUUCGUCACAGAGACCCGGUUUACCCUUAUUAUGCAAACACCAAUAGGCCAAUCAAUGAGCUUUUGGGAAUAGAUAUUCGAAAGAUGUCUUACGAGGAGAAGUUGAAGCUUAAGCAAUACUGGCUUGAUGACAUGAGAACUGUUGUGAGCUCGGAACUUCUUCAAGGAGUUAGCGAACACGCGGAAUGCCGUGCGCAUCUCAGCAAGCAGUAUCAAGAGAGGGAACGCCGAUGUCUUUCGUCUAGCAAUGUUAUUGGGGUAACUACCACGGGGUUCGCAUCAAGAUCGGAACUUAUCCGCUCUCUUACAGCGAAAGUCUUGAUGUGUGAAGAAGCUGCGGAGGUUCUGGAAGCCCAUAUUCUAAGCGCAUUACUGCCGACGUUAGAACAUGCCAUUCUCAUCGGGGAUCAUCAACAGUUACGGCCCCAGAUCAUGAACCACGACCUCUCGGUUGAAAAUCCUCGGGGAGGGACAAAAUAUGGGCUAAACACCUCGCUGUUUGAGCGUACAGCUGAACAUGAAAGGUACGGAGGUAGGAAAUUUCCUGUCUCAGGGUUGGAGAUACAAAGACGGAUGCAUCCCUCCAUUUCUGCCUUAAUCAGGAACACACAAUAUCCCAAGUUGUCCGAUCACCCUACCAUGCUCAAAAACCCCCCCGUUCCAGGUUUGGCGAAGCGGCUAUUCUGGAUGGAUCAUAGACAUCUCGAAGCGGGGGCAGACAAAACAGAAUUGAUACAGACCUCCCACGCGAACGAUUUUGAGGUUGAUAUGGUCGUUGGGCUUGUGAGACAUUUGUCUCGGCAGGGGGUGUAUAAGAGCGGUGAUAUUGCAGUAUUGACACCCUACUUGAGGCAGUUGUUCAAUCUGAGAAAGAAAUUGGGCUCUGUUUUUGAUGUUGUAGUUGGGGAUAGGGACCAGGAACAGCUCGAUUUGGAGGAAUCGAAGGAUGGGGAUUUAGAACUGGACCCACCAACCACGGGGCAAAAGGAAGUGAAGAAAGGAGAUUUACUGAGCGAAGUAAGAGUUGCCACCGUGGAUAAUUUUCAAGUGAGUUUAAACCGCCGAUCUGUUUGAGACUUUGCGACUAAAUUUUGCGGGAAUCCAUCAGGGAGAAGAGGCCAAGGUUGUGGUAAUAUCAUUGGUCAGAAGCAAUGACGCCAACAAAUGCGGGUUUUUGGGAACCUCGAAUAGGAUCAACGUGCUUCUAAGGUAAAUUCCAUGCUAUUAGGCUUGCAACCUAUUGCUAAACACAUGGGUAGUCGUGCUCAACAUGGGAUGUACAUUUUUGGCAAUGCCGCUACUUGCAAUCAGGUAAAAAUGUGGUCGGAUGUUAUCGGUAUCCUCGAACAAGGGGGCAACAUCGACGACACACUUCCGCUCCGCUGUCCUCGGCACCCGGAUACUCAGAUAGAUAUCAAAACUCCCGAGGAAUUCCAUGUCUUCUCUCCCGAAGGCGGAUGUAUGCAGCGAUGCGAAUGGAGAUUGGACUGCGGCCAUCCAUGCGUCAAAAAAUGUCAUUCAGACACACUUCAUAGGAACACAGUAUGUAUGGAUGAGUGCGAGCGGACCUUUAAGCACUGCGGUCAUCCUUGCCCUAAAUUAUGCGGAGUUUCCUGCGGCAACUGUCUCGUAUCGGUACCCGGAGUUGUGCUGCCGUGUAGGCACGAAUCGCCAACCCUAAUGUGUUUUCAACUCCAAAAUCUCGCAGGUGUCAAAUGCAAAAGGGAGGUCGAGCGAACGCUCCCCUUAUGUGGGCAUGUGGUAUCUCUAAAAUGUCAUAUCGACCCCGAUGGACACAAAUGCAACGAGCCAUGUGGAGCGAUCCUCCCUUGUGGCCACCAAUGUACGAUGAAGUGCAAACAAUGCACUAGGCGGAUUGAUCUUGAAGACAGCUCAUACACUAUUACGAACCAUGGUAUGUGUAAGGUUCUCUGUGGAAGAAAAUUCGCCAACUGCAAGCAUAGUUGCGGUGUACCCUGUCACGGUGGUGACACCUGCAAACCGUGUAGUGAGCUCUGCGAAGUUAGAUGCGCACAUUCGCGUUGCGGGAAGAAAUGCUCAGAGGCCUGCGCUCCGUGUGCUGAAGAAUGUCGAUGGUCGUGUGAGCACCGAGGAGUCCGUUGUGAGAUGCCAUGCGCCGCUCCCUGCGACAUUAACCCAUGUUUUAAACGCUGUGACCUACAGCUCGCGUGUUCCCACCAAUGCCCCUCUGUUUGCGGAGAGGAAUGCCCGUCAGAAGAAUACUGCCAGGAAUGCGGAAGCGACGAAAUAUUGGACAGACAAGCCGAUCUGAUCAUGUUUGAGACCUACCGCAAUAUCAAUUUGGACGAGGAUCCGGUCAUCGUUCCUAAAUGCGGACACUUCUAUACCUUAGAUACAUAUGACAAUCAUAUGGGCCUAAAAAGGGUGUAUAGAUUUGACAUGUUUGGCAAAAUUACUGGCCCAAGGCCGCUUGACGGCAGCGACGAACCUGCAGACGGUGAUUCAGAGAAGGAAGAGUUGAAAAUUAAAAAUUGUCCGGAUUGUAGAGCUCCUCUCAGGGACAUCCAUCGAUAUAACCGCAUCAUUAAAUCAGCAAGUCUUGAUGAAGCCACACGGCGCUUCUGUAUCAGUAGCCACGCUGAGUCUACCGAAUUUUUCAGGGAGGUUUCCGAUGCUGAGGAUCUGCUGGAGGCUAACCGGGGAGAUUUUAUACAAGGCCUGAAGAAUAGACCUGCGAACAGCCCAAGCCCUUUGACGAAAUUACUUGACCGCGCGAACCGCAGCACAGGCCUUGCCAAACGACUACAAACCUAUGUUUCGAAGGUUAAGGUGGAGGAGCAACCUUAUGGCAGAGUUCGCCAACUAGUGCUCAACGCAGAAAGGCGCAAGGGCACACGAGGUAACUUUGUCAUCGACAGAUCGAUGGUCCAAUUCGGAUUCAGACUGAAAGGUCAACUGCUAUUUUUCCAAUUGCGUUGGGCGGCUUUAUGGGACAUGCACGAGGUUAUCGCCGGCCUGGUAGUCCCCAAACACCUCCGCAAGACAUAUAAGGAGAACCUCCUCGCGCAACUUAAGAAAAUGCGGAUGGAAUGUGGAACACUUGUCGCCGACUGCCAGAGUGCAAAGAUGGAAAAACUGGAGUGCGAAGCACGAAUUUACCAGGCGCAGUUCUUCGCUCUCUAUCGGAGCACACUGAUGAGUGAGAGGCAAGUUAGGCCACUAGAAGCAAGGAUGGCCGGUCUUGGUCCCGACCAUGCCGAACGGCCACCUCCUCAAGAACCGAUUUAUGAAGAUCUUGGUCCUGAAAUCCUUGGGGAAAUACGCCAAUCCCUCGAUAACUGUGAAUAUCUCUGCAGGAAACUUCCAGGCACUGUUGGGCCCCUAAAGGAUAGAGUCAACCAAGCCCGUCAGCUACUUAAUGGACCCGUAGUAUUCUAUGCUCCUGUUAGUACUGAGGAGAAGAGACUCGUUCAUCUGGCAAUGAGCGCAGAAUUUAGUAGCACGGGAAGGUGGUAUACCUGUCCCAAUGGUCAUCCGGUAAGUAAGGGGCUGCAGUGCUCACGGAUCUGGGUGCAAGCUAACCGGUCGCUAAACAGUUCACGAUUGGAGACUGUGGAAUGGCUCGUGAGGCGAGGCCUUGUCCGGAUUGCGGGGCGACAAUUGGAGGAAGAGGUUAUCAACUUGCAGGCGGUGUUAGAAUUGCGGAGGAGUAUGCACAGUUCGAUGGCCAACACGGGAGAGGCAGGAUAUAGGGUUAUACAUCCUGGUUUACAACGUUAGACCGUUAGGGCCUAUAAUUUGUCAUUUUCCUUUAGUUAUGAUACUUCACGAGAGUUAUUUAUAUCAAUGAAAUGUUAUGAUUCUGUUUCCCAAUGAAAGAUGGGAGGGAUAACCUUUAGUAGCGCAGCAACUCGCUAGUUUGUACAGCGCUCACCUUACACUCAGGAACAGAUCCAGCCUAAGCGGUUGGGAAAUAUUCCAGGCUAUCAAUAUCACACGAAUACAUAUAAAUAUCUCCGAGCCGGUACAGAUAG
Messenger RNA from Tuber aestivum (summer truffle), 7693 nucleotides. The record is from the annotation of a GenBank genome assembly. NCBI's taxonomy places the organism in Eukaryota, Fungi, Ascomycota, Pezizomycetes, Pezizales, Tuberaceae.